UUGGGCAAAUACUAUCCAGCACUGUUAGGAGCGCCAGUGCGGAGUUAUGUGGCUGUGGGCGCGCACUGCGGGGAGGUGCUGGGAGCGGAGCUGCUGCUGCCACUAACUCACCGGUGACUGACGGGCACACGGCGGACAUGGCAGCCAGCGGCAGGGUGCUGAAGCUGGGGCGCCGUUAUAAAUACUUGGCCGCUGCCGCGCUGGCUCUGCUGCUGGUCCAGGGCCUGGUGGUGUGGAGCUUCAGCGGGCUGGAAGAGGACGGAGAGAUUGUAAGAAACGCCCCAGAGAAGAGGAAUAGGAGCCCAGAUAAGGCAGAACACUCCAAGGACCCCGACAGCUCGGCAGGGCGCAGAUCUUGGAGAUCGAGAGUGAAGGGAGGGCGAGCAGGCAAUGAGGUAGCCCGAGUGGCGAAAGAGGCUAAUACGAAGUCCAAGCUGAGCACCCGUAUCCAUGUGCCGCAAGAAACCUGGGCCAAUCUGACCAGAGAUGGGGACACGGGAAGUGUGGAAGGACCUCACCCCACUGACCGCUUCACCCCAAAAUGUGACAUCAAAGGGAAGGAUGCCUUGUCCGCCCUGGCAAGAGCACCCACCCAAAAGUGCCAGCGGGAGAUUGCCAAUUUGGUGUGUUUACACCAGAAGGGACUGCUCAUGCCAAAGAGCUUGCCAGGCUACUGCCAGAUAAGAGGUAAAAUGACAUCCGCUCUGCAAUGGGAAGAGUCCGAUAUUGGCGCCCCAGCUCCAGAGAAGCCCCUCAGCGUGGUGUACAUGCUGGUUGUACAUGGGAGAGCCAUACGGCAGCUGAAGCGGCUUAUUAAAGCUAUUUACCACAAAGACCACUUUUACUACAUCCAUGUGGACCAGCGUUCCAAUUACUUACAUAGCGAGGUGGUUCAGAUGGCACAGCGCUACACAAAUAUUCGUGUUACUCCGUGGCGCAUGAUCACAAUCUGGGGUGGCGCCAGCCUGCUGACUAUGUAUUUGCGUAGCAUGCAGGAUCUCCUUGAGAUGUCUGACUGGUCAUGGGACUUCUUUAUCAACCUGAGCGCCACGGACUACCCGACCAGGACCAAUCGGGAACUGGUUUACUUCUUGACAAAAUACAAGGAUAAGAACUUUCUGAAAUCUCAUGGUCGUGAUAAUGCCAGGUUCAUUAAGAAGCAAGGUUUGGAUCGUCUUUUCCAUGAAUGUGACUCCCACAUGUGGCGCCUCGGUGAGAGGCAUAUUCCGGAGGGUAUCAUGUUAGACGGCGGCUCGGAUUGGUUUGCUCUGACUCGCAAGUUUGUGAAAUAUGUGAUCAAUACCGAGGAUGUCCUCGUGUCAGAGCUGAGACGCUUCUACAAGUACACCCUGCUCCCCGCUGAGUCAUUCUUUCAUACCGUCCUGGAAAAUAGUCAAGACUGCAACACCUUUGUGGACAAUAACCUGCGGGUGACAAACUGGAACCGGAAACUGGGCUGCAGGUGCCAGUAUAAGCACAUUGUGGACUGGUGCGGGUGCUCCCCCAAUGACUUCAAACCGCAAGAUAUUGUGCGCUUACAGCAAGUUUCCAGACCGACAUUCUUUGCCAGAAAGUUUGAGUCCUCCGUGAAUCAAGAGGUUUUGGAUAUUUUGGACGCUCAUUUGUUUGGGGAGCCAGAAUCGGGCACCCCGGGACUGAAAUCCUAUUGGGAGAACGUCUAUCAUGAUGUGGAAGGACUGGGAGGUCUCACCGAUGUCACCUUGACGGCGUACACGUCUUUUACACGUUUGUCACUGCAUAAACUACAGAGCCCCGAGAAAGAGAACAGAAAGUCUGCCUGCAGCUUCUCUGCUGAUGGCUUCCCCUCAAGUGUCGAACUCUACUUUUAUGAUGACCACUUCCAAGGUUAUUUGGUGACCCAGAAGGUCCAUCCAAGUGAGACUCUGGAGUUCUGGAUGAUGCCACGAGGCACCCUAAGAAUAGUUCACCUGGUUGAAGCUGCUAGUCGUAUCCAAAGUCUGGAGGUGGGCACCGAAUGGGAUCCCAAGGAGCGGAUUUUCCGUAACUUUGGUGGUCUUAUUGGACCUAUGGAUGAGCCGGUUGCUGUGCAGAAGUGGACCCAUGGAGUCAACGUAACGGUUACGGUGGUCUGGAUCGAUCCUACCUACGUAAUAGCCGCUUCCUAUGACAUUGUAGUGGACUCUGAGGCCGAUUUCACACAAUACAAGCCCCCCUUAUCCCGCCCCCUUCGCCCCGGAGUGUGGCAUGUACGUCUGUUGAGUUUUUGGGAGCUGCUGGCAGAAGUCAAAUUUCUAGUGAUACCACUCACUUUUAGGAACAAGGAGCCAUUUCAGAAAGGUGACCGGAGCCUACAUGCAGGCCCACCUCAGGGACAGUACAUGGAGCACAAUUUCCAGGCUUUAAGGGGAGUCCUCGGUCUCCCUUCACGUGCCGAGAUCAAACAGGAGGCUGACAAAAAAGCUGAGCUUGUGGGCAAAGAUCUGGAAAAAUGGACGGAUAAUAGUUUAAGUGAUUUCUGGUCUACCGGGGGAAUUUGCACCAAGACUGCCUCAGCGUUUUGCCCAUCGCUUCCAAUUUGCUCUGGUACGCAUUGGAGUUCUCUGUCACCCGACCCCAAAUCUGAUAUGGGUCCUAUCGGGCCUGACGGUCGCCUAAGGUAGCAGAUGCUAAUGGCAAAAAAAACUCGUGGGUAGUGGGUAAUGCUACCUGUAAGUUAGACGGUGUCAUUCUGUAGGUGGCACAGCUCGGUGGACUUGGCCUGUGCUUUAGGGAUCUGAUGAUCAACACUACAAGAGCGUGGCGCCCUAUCGAGUGAGGGUCUAACGAACACGACUUAGUACCACUUAAGUUCUCAUUUAACUUACAUAGUCCGCAAGGUGUGCCAAGCGGGGCCAGCAUUUCCCAUGAGUGCCAAAUGUGUUCUGGCCAUGGACUUAUCUGCUGCUACAAGACCUGAUUUGACCAAAUACCACAUGGGUAGACACUACCGUUCCUGCAGGGGCUGGUUCCUCUGGUGGAGGACUAUUUCUCAACUGUGGAGGGGGAAAACGAAUUAUGACACUAGGAUGGAGAACGUGACCUUGAAAGGGACUGCUCUGAGGUUUUUGCUACCACUGAAAUCGCCCUUCAUCCGUCCCUUAUGACACUGUUGGCAGACAUAGUGAUAGCUGCCAGAAUGAGCGGCAAAUAAAAUAAAAAAUUAAGUUUACCAAAGGUUGCCUGUGCCAGUGCAGCUUCCUGUGUAACGCGUGACACAAUGAAGCACUUUAUUAAUGUGAUUUUUACGGAGUGAAAUCUUAAUAAAUAUGUCAUUACCACUA
Molecule: messenger RNA, 3302 nt
Organism: Bufo gargarizans (Asiatic toad)
Lineage: Eukaryota; Metazoa; Chordata; Amphibia; Anura; Bufonidae
Gene: XYLT2
Product: xylosyltransferase 2
Exons: 11
Coding region: 138-2642 (834 amino acids)
Biological process (GO): heparan sulfate proteoglycan biosynthetic process; chondroitin sulfate proteoglycan biosynthetic process
Cellular component (GO): membrane
Molecular function (GO): protein xylosyltransferase activity
Source: RefSeq, a predicted model, not a curated record